Malassezia sympodialis ATCC 42132 is the source of this 1095-nucleotide messenger RNA. It is a transcript of the gene SCS7, whose product is annotated as fatty acid alpha-hydroxylase. Gene Ontology annotation, biological process: fatty acid metabolic process; lipid biosynthetic process. NCBI's taxonomy places the organism in Eukaryota, Fungi, Basidiomycota, Malasseziomycetes, Malasseziales, Malasseziaceae. Gene Ontology annotation, cellular component: membrane; endoplasmic reticulum. The record is from RefSeq and is a predicted model, not a curated record. Gene Ontology annotation, molecular function: fatty acid 2-hydroxylase activity; iron ion binding; heme binding.
AUGUCUACCACUACCAGUACAUAUACGCGCGCCGAUGUGGCGAAACGCAACACAUCCAAGCAGUGCUGGGUUACGUACAAGGGAUUCGUGUAUGAUAUCACUGAAUUCCUCGAGGACCACCCCGGUGGCGACGAUGUCGUCAUGGAAUACGCCGGCAAGGAUGUGGAAGAAAUCAUGAACGAUCCUCUUUCGCACAAGCACUCCAAGAAUGCCUUUGGCAUGCUGGAAGAAUUCAAGAUUGGUCGGCUCGUGGAUGAUGCCUCGAGUACCACUGGUGCGGCCACGUCGCCGUUCCUGCCUGCCGAUGCCCACCUUCCUGACGAUUUCAAGCCGCAGGAUACGGAUUUGGAGAAGGACUAUGCCCAGAAUAAGUUCCUGGACCUGAACAAGCCUCUCAUUCCACAAAUGCUGACGUCGAAUUUCACCAAGGAGUUCUACCUCGAACAGGUGCACAUCCCACGCCAUAAGAAAGAGCCUGCGACGCUGAUGCCGUACGCUUUCUUGGAAGUGUUCACGAUGACUCCGUGGUAUGUGAUCCCGAUGCUCUGGCUCCCCAUUGCUGCUGGAUUCUUCUACGUCUCUACGCAGCAAUUCCAGUCCUGGUUUGCAGGCGACGCGUGGGCCGUCGCAUCGAAGAGCUUCGCGAGUGCCUUUGGCUGCUAUACUUUUGGUGUGGUAUUCUGGACGUUCCUGGAAUAUCUCUUCCACCGCUUCAUCUUCCACAUUGACAGCUUCCUUCCGCAUCACCAGGUCGCGUACCUGAUGCACUUUUUGCUACACGGCAUCCAUCACUACCUUCCUAUGGACCGCUACCGACUUGUCAUGCCACCCGUGCUGUUUGCAGUGCUUUCGUUCCCCAUGCUCUUGCUGGCGCACGCUGUGUUCCCCACUGCGGUGGCGAACGGCGUGAUUGCUGGCUCAUACAGCAUGUACGUUGUAUACGACACGAUGCAUUAUGCACUGCACCACACCAAAUUGCCCGCGUACGUCCGCGAGCAGAAGAGGUACCAUCUGGAGCACCACUACAAAAACUACGAACUUGGCUUUGGUGUUACAAGUAAGUUCUGGGACGUAAUUUUCCAUACGACGCUGUAG